AUGGCAAAGAGAAGGAAACCAGCAACAAAAGCUCCGUCUCGUCGGUCGACUCGACGCGGGAAACAAGUCGAAGCUACAAAUACAACAGUCGGCGAGACAUCAACUUCAACUGAACCUCCCUCUGAACCAUCAGCGGAAGAUCAGCAACCUCCUGAUAUUAAAAAUGAGUCUGCGGUCGAUUCUGGACCAAAAAUAAACUCACCGUCAAAUUUACAGUCUUUGAAAACGAUUUCAGGUAAUGCAAUUCCAAUUGUUGCUUUACAUAAGAAAUUUGGUAAAUAUCGAUGUUUGUUUAACAAUGACGAUCAAUUUAGCAAAAAAUAUGAAAUAGGCAGUGACAGUGAAACUAAUAGUAGUGUAGAGAUCAGAGUUGUGGACCCGUGUGCAAGUUCUGAGUCCGAUGCCGCAUUGGAUACUCAAUCUGACACCAAUAGUGGAGCUUGCUCUAGUCCUCUUACUUUACCUGUUAAUUCAAUACAAAGAAGUUCAAGGGAAACUUCACCUCCUAUGAGUUUUAGUGAAACACAGAGUAAAAAUAUAUUGUUAAAAACUAAAACCUCAGAGAGUGGAGAAAAAACUAGUGACAAUUUAGAAAAUACAAAACCAUUACAAGAAAUGAAAAUUAAUGUUACAAAUACUAUACAAAAUGAGGAUGUCUUACUUUCCAAUGAGCAAAUCAAUCAAGAAAACCAUCAAGCUACAUUAGAAGAACAAUUAGAAUAUGGGGACGAUGAUGAAGUUAUCACAAUUGUACAAAUCGUUGAGGAUGACAAUCAGGAACUUUACUAUAACAUUAAUAUUGAAAGUCCAAAUCCAGCACAACUUCAACAGGAAGACAAUGCUGGAAAACAGGAAGAACCCAAAGACGCUGAAUUUCAAACAAAUUUUGCAAAGCUUAAUUUGGCUCAGAAAGAAUCAAAUCCCAAUUCCCCCAUGGAUUGUGGUGAAGUCAUUGAUAUUCGAACACCUCCUUGUAACACUCCCGAUCCACAUAUUCCUAACGACAUAUUGACUAGACCUGAUCCUAGUCUAACACCUAGCUCUACUCUUUCUGACGACAGCAACUCCUCUCGAGUUACUGAACUAAAUACAAAUUUCUCUAACGAUUCCUCUGAGUCGUCACCGACUGGUGUUCGUAGAUCAAAUCGCAUUAAAACUAUAAGUAAUUUGAAACAAAAAACAAAAGGUUAUGGUUUGGUCAAGACUCCUCUGAAAAAAGCUUUAAUUACCCAGACAAAGCUAAAAUUGGAGGAAAUGGGAUCUGAUAGUCAAGAACGGUUGUCUGAUGGGUUACAGAGUAAUACUCCUAACCCCUUAACAUUCCCAGUACCAUCAGAAAUGCCAGUUAAAGUUAAAUCACGUUGGCGUAGAUCAAGUGAAUUAGAAAUGGGCGCUAAUUCACCAGCUAACUCUCCUUUGGCGAGCCCCGGUCUGCCUCAGAAACUGCCUCCUUUAGAAGAGUCAUUAAAAGAGUCUGAGGAAGAAAAACCUACGACUCCUCUUACCAAAGAAGCUUAUGACAAAAUAAUAGAAGAGAGAAUGAGUCAGUACCAGCAUUUGGAUGAGAAUGAGUACCUGUGUGAGCGUAUGGUAAGCAAGGAAACGAAGAAAAUGAUUUGUGAUUGUUUUUUGACAAAGGAAGAGCUCGAGAGAGGUGAACUUGCUUGUGGUGAAGACUGUUUAAACAGACUGCUUAUGAUAGAAUGUAACUCCAGAUGUCCAGUAGGUGAACGAUGUACUAACAGAAGGUUCCAGAAAAAAGAAAAUGGUUCCUUAAAAGUAUUUUAUGCCGAUAAAAAGGGUUGUGGAGUAGAAGCGAGUGCAGAUAUUACUGCAGGCGAAUUUUUAAUGGAGUAUGUAGGCGAAGUGCUAGAUUAUGAGCAGUUUUACAAACGUGCACAGACAUAUUCCGAAGAGAACAAUUUACAUCACUAUUUCAUGUCUUUAAAAGGAGACACAGUCAUUGAUGCUACAUUAAAGGGAAAUAUAUCAAGGUUUAUCAACCAUUCUUGUGAACCGAAUGCUGAAACACAGAAGUGGACAGUUAAUGGUGAACUAAGAAUAGGUUUCUUCAGCAAAAGAGACAUUAAAGUUGGAGAAGAAAUUACCUUUGAUUAUCAAUUUCAACGUUUUGGUAAAGUUGCUCAGCGCUGCUACUGCGGGGCGGAAAACUGCCGCGGCUGGAUCGGAGCCGAGCCGGACUCUGACGACGAUUAUGACGAAGAGGAGGAAGACGUGUCGACAUCCAAGUCAGGCAUGACGGUGUCGUCGGAGGACGCGCAGGCGUCCGACGCGAGUGCGCUGCCCGCCGCGCCGCGCGCGCGCCGCCCCAGGGGCGACCGCAAGUACAAGCACAAGGCCUCCGACCUCAUACAGGACGCCGAUAUCGAGGAGGACCUGGAGGUGCUGGGGCGCACGGGCGUCAAGAACCAGGCGCACACGCUGCGCCUGUCGCGUACGGUGGUGCGCGCCAAAACGCGGCGCGCGCAGGCUGCGCUGCUGCGCCUGCUGCGGGAUGCGCACCUGCCGUGCCGCCGCCUGUUCCUCGACUACCGCGGCCUGCGCCUGCUGGCGCCCUGGUGCGCGGACGCGCCGCUGCCCUUCAGACUUGAAAUGCUGCAAACGGUGGACAGACUACCCAUUCCAAACAAAACAAUGGUGCAAGAGAGCCGUUUCUUCACUAUUGUGGAGCGAUGGCUUACUGCCACAGAUGUUCCUGCUACUGAUCCCACUGUGUCUGAUCCUGUAUUCAUUGAUGAGGCUACUGGUUUGCCAAUAGAACUUCCAAAUCGACCAGCCCAAGAUGAAUCUGGCACUGUGGAAAAGUCUAAAGAAAAUGCUGUCAUCUCAGAAAAAGUUAAAGACCUUUGUAAUCAGUUGCUCGAGAGGUGGUCAAGCUUAAAGGAAGUGUUCAAAAUUCCAAAGAAAGAGCGUAUUCAGCAAAUGAAAGAACACGAAAGACAGGCUAACGUCGAAAGGAGAGCAGCGGAUUCUAGUGGUACUAGAGAUCGUGAUCGCGAUCGGGAUCGUAGAGACGACCGCGACCGGAGAGACGAACGUGACCAUCGUGACCGAGAGAGGGAAAGAGAGAGGGAGAGAGAGCGGGAAAGAGAUAGAUAUAGAGAGAGGGAUAGGGAGCGCGAAAGGGACAGAGAUAGAGACGAGCGAGAUAGAAGGAAAAGAAGAAGCAGUCCAGAAGGAAGGCGUAGUAUACGUCUGAGCGAGCGCGUGCUGACGGCCGCGCCGCCCAUGAGCAAGGAGGAGCGGCGGCGCGCCUUCGCCGAAGCGGCCGCCGCCGCCGACGAGAGCCGGCGCCGGCGCGAGCAGGAGCCCUGGCGCGCCGUCUACCCCUGGCACGCCGCCUCGCAGGACAUGUUUCCACAAGGCAUGAUAGGUGGCUCACAAAACAUGAUGGGUGGUCCGCCCAACAUGAUAGGCGGGCCGCCCAACAUGAUAGGCGGGCCGCCCAACAUGCCACCUGAAUGGGUCGGGUCCAACGGAGACUUCCAGGGACCCCCGGGACCCCCGGGAUUCUGUCAGCCUUUCCCAGGACCGCAAUUCUGCGUUCCUCAGUCUAAUAUGAUGGGCAUCAGCGGGUUCGGGAUGGGCGGGUUCAUGUUCGGACAACAGCUGCCUCCACCCUUCCCCGCCCCGCAACAGCAACAACAACCACAACAACAGUUACAACAAACGCCACCCAAUGCGCCGGGCCCCGAGGCGCCCGCGCUGCCGUCCAUGUGGCGCAGUGCGCUGGACGCGCGCGGCCGCCGCUACUACUACCACGUCAAGUUGCGCCAGCCGCAGUGGGCCCCGCCGCCGCCGCCCGACCCCGGUAACACGGCACACCACUGCCACCCCCCUCCCCAUGAGAGUUCUUCAGAAGAAGAAGCGGAACCAAUGACUGCACUCGAGUCAGCUGUAAUCGGACGACCAGUCAAAGGCAAACUCGUUGAGGGAGUCAACGGCAUCUAUGAAGUAAUAAAAGAAGAUUCUCAUAACGGAUUGAUCCCAGAUCAUGCUUUACUCAGUAUGAAACCAAGAAAACGAAGGCCAGGCCUUGUGUCGGAAAGACCAAUUAGUCCUCGCACGGAGGAGGAUAAGCUGGCGGGGCGAAUGGAGGUGAAGCGCUACAAGCAGACGAAGGAGAAGCUGCGGCGGCGGCGCGAGCGCCUGCUGCACAAGGUGCGCCUGCUGGCCGCCGGCAGGCGCCGCGGGAGCCUCUCGCACAAGGACCUCAAGUUCGUAGAGCUAGACGAGACGGACAGCGAGUCGGACGGCGAUUCGGACGAGGCCCUGGAGAAGCUGCCGUCGCCGCCGUCGCCGGGCGCGGGCGAGGCGGCGGGCGGGGCGGCGGGCGGGGCGGCGGGCGAGGCGGCGCGGCGCAUCAAGGAGCAGUUCCGCAGCAGCAUGGCGCGCGUCAUGGUGCAGCACCUCAACCCCUACCGCCGCGCCGACGCGCCCGCCGGCCGCAUCACCUGCACCGCCGACUUCAAGCACCUCGCCAGGAAGUUAACCCACUUCGUGAUGCUUAAGGAAUUGAAGCAUUGCCGCUCUGUCGAAGAACUCAUAGUAACAGAUUCAGUCCGUUCCAAAGCUAAGAUGUUUGUCAAGAAAUACAUGGCUAAAUUCGGGCCAGUUUACAAGAGGCCCCCUGAAGAGGUUGAAUAACGGCAGGUUUGUCAGCUAAAAGCUGCCAUCCGGAACAUUCUAUUAUAACCAUCAGAAUUUCUUUAAAGUGAUACUAAGUGUAAGGUACUGGUGGGAAAUUGUGAUUCUAAAGAAAUAUAGAACUGGCCAAAAUGACUGGAAAAAAAUUAUAAGGUAUCUCAUGUUCACCUCACCCUUAGAAAUAUUCAGAGCAAAAACUAUGGCAAUUAAUUGUAAGCUAUUACAGUGUUCAGAAUCUUUUAGGUGUGAAAAAUAAAUAAUAAUUGCUAAUUUGACAAUGACGAUUAUGUGUUAUAGUUUGGCAUGAUUUAAUUAUUUUUUUUUUUAUUCAUUUUUAUUGUACAAGGAAAAA
This is a messenger RNA of Melitaea cinxia (Glanville fritillary), 5020 nucleotides long. RefSeq names its product probable histone-lysine N-methyltransferase CG1716 (gene Set2). Gene Ontology annotation, molecular function: histone H3K36 methyltransferase activity; protein binding. Lineage: Eukaryota; Metazoa; Arthropoda; Insecta; Lepidoptera; Nymphalidae. The coding region runs from base 1 to 4668 and encodes 1555 amino acids. Gene Ontology annotation, biological process: regulation of DNA-templated transcription. The record is from RefSeq and is a predicted model, not a curated record. The transcript is spliced from 19 exons. Gene Ontology annotation, cellular component: nucleus; chromosome.